CCUGGGGAAAAAAAAAAAAGAAAGGCUUGGAAUGUUUUAAUAUAGUUGUUAUCAGAGGUAAGCCACCGGACAUAUAUUUAUUGUGUAAAUUGAGGACCUGUUGGCCACGAGUGGGUCCAUUUAUUUAGUCAGCCAGUGUGGGGGUGAGCCUUAGAAUUUUAUUUUUGUUCAUAAUGUCUUUUUCUUCAUACAACAGAUCUAAUCACUUCCCAAAUCCUAUAGAUUUUACUUUCUGUGUAUCUCUUAAAUGUGUUCACUUGUUUCUGUUCUAUCAAUACCCUAAAUUUUUUUUUAAAAAACUAGGUUAAGAAUACAAAAGAUGAGUUACUUCUUCCCAUACGUAGAGACUUGAUAAGCCAUGUAUGAACUGGCACUGGAGUUUGUGGACUCUGAAGUUAAGUCUCAUGGUUACGGUUCCAACUAUAACAUGACAGCAGUGAGGAGGGAGAAAGGCAACUUUGGGGAAAAUGACCUUCCACCUACCUUUGCAUUGCCUUGCUUCUGCUCAUCUCUCGUUUUGAUGUUUGCCAGUACUUAAAAUGAACUGUAUGUGUGCUCUAUGAUGCUUUAUGUGUAUUUCUUUGAAAAACUAGAGUGAUAGGGGAGAGGGCUAAAAUGCCCAAAAUGUAUGACUAGAGGAGUUCAAAGGGAGCAGAAAGAUUCUGUUUUUGUUUUGAACACUUUGCCCAUAUUUCCGUUAUUAUUCUGGAAACCAGAGCCUUAAUUCUGUCAACAUAAAACUGAACUAUUCAACUGAUCUUCAAACAUCCUAUCGAAGGCUUUUGCCCAGGAACUGGACAUGGCACUGAGGAAUAUGAUGACUGAAUAGUUUUCUUCCCUUCUGAAAUUUAUUUUCAAAAGUAAAGGCAUCUAAAAGCUAGGAUUCCACCGGCGAUCCUUAUUUGGUGCUAAAUCUCUGCCUUAUUACGAAAUGAUCCCGGUGGCAGUUCGGAGCUGGGUCUCACUUCAGUGCCAAUAAGCCCAUCGAAAUCUUUCCUGAGAGCAGGUUUUUUCGUAAGAAGACGUAACGAUUUUACCUGAGUUGGUAGCGCCUAACGUGCAAUCCUCCUUCCCUGCCUCUACCAAAAACAACAAAACGAAAUAAAACUGGCCCCCUGAAUGCCUGCCUUUGUUCUCUGGGGAGCGGCGUUUAAGUGUCCCAGGAAGCCGUGAUCGAAAUGCCAAGGACUGGGACAACUUACGCAACAAGGGAACUCAGAGUUUUUGAUUACCCAAUUUUCCCUUGAGUUCGGCUUUUAGAAAAACAUGCAAAGCAACAAAAAUGAGGGAUAGAUCAAUGGAAACAACUCUCAACACAUGCUCACAUCCCACGGCGCCUCAAGUCGGGCCACAGAAGCGGUCCCUGUGGACAACCUCCGGCCCCGCUGGCGCCUGCGCACUGGCCCCUUCCGCGGCCGGAAGCCCCGGAAUCCAGACACUUGGAUUCUGUGACAACGGCCCGAUCGAACAUUUUCUUCUCUAUUGCUACUGAACCUAUGCUGUGACUUAAAACACAUCGAAAUUACGAGAGAUAGUUUCUUAGCUUUCUCCCUCCUCCGCCGGCACCGCAGAAGGCAGCCCGCAUUGAGGGUUUCUUAGGCUCGGGGUCCUGGGUUUCCUUGACGACAAAAAGCGUCCCGGGAAAGGACGAGGUGACCAAAAGCCAGGCGCGAAACACAGUUUGCAGGACAGAGGAUUGCAGGUAUCCGUUUCUCGUGACUUUUCAGCAAGAAGCGGUGCGAACCCUGCCUAACUCCCGAGUCCAUGGAAUCGGCGUGCGCGAGAGCGCUGCCUGCAGGGGAGGCCGGGAUGGGCCGAGCGGCCGGCGGGCGGCUGUCUGUGGGGCGGCCAAGCGUGUCCUUCCCUGCCCGAGCCCCGGCCCUGACGCACCCGCAGGCUUCGUAGUCGCUUCAGGUGACCUGGGAGAACACAGAGGUCUCUCCAAAGAAGGUAAACCAUGCUAGAUGAAUUCUAAACUGCGAUCUGAACACAAGCACGUAAUGUGUCUUGCUUUUGGGUAGUUGUUUUUGUUUUGUCUGCAGGACGAUGUGGCAGGCUGCAAGUCCCAGUAUGGCGCCAAUGUGUUUAUAAAUGAGAUUUCUGGAGAAAUAUUUCAAAUUACCAACGAGUGAUAAGAGGCAUUGUUUAUUAUGUCUCUCCCGAAAACUCCCUCCAAACGGAUAAACUCUGCCUCAACAUCUGAGGGCAAAAAGUCAAAAGUAUCUGUGGCCAAGGAAGAUUCAAGAGGACUUCCUGAGCUAAGGGAGAAAAAAAAUAUGGUGGAUCGUUCAAAACCCCUUCCUACUUUCCUUCAGAAUGAGUUCAUUCCUCAGGAAGUUCUUCUUUCUUUGACCUAUGCAGCUAAUGCUGGUCCUUGUCCUGAAAACAUACUGCCUCCUAAGAAAAUUAAAACCCCAAAGGGUACCCUUCCACGCUCUGUAGACCAUGUCUGGCACAACCCUAUUAGAAGAAAUAAAUUUAAAUACCUGAUUGACCAUCCUGUCUCUUUAACAGGAGCUGGAAGGGACAUUUCUUUUCUGUAUGAUGUUAAAUAUGUAAGAGGAGAGACUAGGGAGAAUACAGUUUGUCCCCCACAGUUGGACCGUUCAUUACAGUCAAGUGAUGGUGUCAUUGUGCCUCAUAAGCCAAAGACACUAACAGAUACUUUAAUUCCUGAAGAAUUUCAUAUUGUGUCAAAUACAGGAGUUUCAGGUUUGGAGUGUUAUGAUGACAAAUAUACUACUCUCCUCACAGACAGUGAGAACAGGCUAUUGCUGUUCCCAUCCAUGAAACCUAAUAAAAGAGUAGAAGUUGUCAAGCUGAAUGAUGUGAUGGAUACUAUGCUAGAGAAGGCUGGUAUGGAAAUUCAGGAAUAUACAGGACCAACCAAGAUGCACAAACUACUACACAUGUUGAAGAAGGAACAGACCAUUUACAAUACAGUAUUUCAUGAACUUAUUAGACAAGUCAGUGUGGACUGUGCAGAUAGAGGAGAGCUACUGUCUAAAAUCAGAGAGAGGUAUGUACAAUUGCUUGACCAGAUUGCUCGGCAGAUGACUGAUUUCUACAAAGACUUGGUAACUCAGCGAGUAAUGGACCAGCGCAUUUUAGAAGAACUGUGUAAUGUUAAGCAUGUUAUUGAAGAACUGACCAGAGAACUGUGUCUGGUUCGGGCACAUGAUGUGAAAUUAACAAAGGAAGCAGAGAAGGCCCACAAGGAUUUGGCACAAGCUCUUUUAGAUGCCGAAAAGAAUGCCAAAAUGGUAGAAGAAUACCAUGACUUAUAUACACUACAAAGAGGCAGGAUGGAGAAUGAUAUUAGACAAUUAAUGGCAGAAAGAGAUAUCUGGAGUUCAGCCACAUAUGAAUUGGCCCUAAAGGUAAUUGAAAGAAACAGAGUCAUAUUGGCUAAAAGACUUUACCUUAAUGAAAAAGGCUGGAAUAAAUACACUAAGCAUUUCAUCAUACUGCUUUCAACUAAGGACACUGCAGACCUUGCACAGUUGCAGAAGUUGACACAAAAAUGGAGAAACUCAGUGAAUAAAUUUAAACUGGAGAUAGAACAUACUGAAGAGACUACAAAGGAGAAGUUGCAAAUUGUUAAGGACAGCCUUAUCAAAUGGCAGCAGUUCUUCGGAAAUAAUAAAUGGAUCACAAAUGGAAAAGGCAUUUUAUCCCCGAAUAGGAGAAAUACAUUCGAUUCAGUUCUUUCAGACUUCAAGCAGUGGCAAAAAGUGCUGCGUGAGGAGAAAGAAAAGUUUACUGGGGAUUUUCUAGUGUCAAAAUAUGAUACUCUCAAGAUUAUUAAACAUUUACAGGAAAACUGGUCAGAUAUUGGGCUUGGGAUAUUUGGUCGCCAUAAAAGUUUGGAGGGAGAGAUGCCACCAGAGCAACAGUACAUGGAGCAGAUGAUCAAAAGCAUAGGAAGACUCUACAAAGAAUACGAAAUAAGAAUAAAUGGGGACAAUGGUAUCUCUAAAAUUCUUCUGUAUUUGAUUAGUUCUCUCGAAUUCUGUACUUUCAAGUUGGAAACCCUUCUGGAUUUUCCUCAGAUGGCUCUCGAAGAAUGGGAGGGAGUUAAUGAAAAAAUUAAUGAAAUGAAAUCAAAGUUGGACUCAUCGUUAAACAUUAUUGGUACUGUGCCACAGUACUUAGACAUGGAUUCUGGCUUGGGACUCCAAGAAAAUAUAUUUAACAUGAUGCAACAAUGGCUUUUGAAGAUAGGCAAUGAAAUUAACAAUGGUAACGUUGAACUUCAGCGCCACAUGGAUGAGUUGCAUAUAUCUAUGAUCCAGUGGAUGGUAAAUUUGCUGAUUGUAAUGAUACCUGACUUUACUGAUCAAGACACUCUUCCAAAGUUAGAGGAGGAAAGUGCUGAGAAACGUGAUAUAGGAGUUGCACAAUUAGAGCUGGAUGCAAUUGCACUGACAAAAAAGUUGUCCCAAUACUCCAGCUAUUUGAGCAGUUGUUGCAAAGGGCUGGUAACAACAGUGGCUCUGAAUAAAGUAUUUCACUCAGAAAAAGGUGCUGCUAAGGAACUUCAUGAGCUAGAUAGGAUGAUGAGAGAAUGUUAUGAAUGGAUCAACACAUGCUCUCACCUCCUUUCUGAUAUCAAAGGCAGAAAAAUAAAGUUGUUUACAUAUGAAGAAAUAGAGCACCUACUUGGAGAAGAGGAAGCUAUAAAGUUAUUCAUUGAGCCUGAAAUAGAUAUAUCUUUUAAAGAGAAUGAAGAAGAAAGUGAGGAGGAUAGGAAACUUCAGGAGGAAAAUGAAGAAGAGAAAGCAGAAGAGCAACUUUCAACAUCUGCAGAGAAGGAAAAACUCAUUCGAUUCAUUGAAGAAGAUGAAAAUAUUCAUUCCAAACCUCUGUUAUGUACAGAUGAGUUGUUUUCCUGGAGAAAAGAAGCUAGCCAAGGUACACUGGCCCAAAAAUAUCUUGAAGCAAUGGCUGUAAUUGAAUAUAUGCAAGAUAAGUUAAUGGAGGUUGAAAGCAGAGCCAGACAGGCAGAGGAGAAGUUUGAGGAUGCAAAUGAGAAACUCCAUUAUACCCUUAUAAGAAAUAGUGAUCUGGAGAAGGAACUAGAGGAAAAAGUUGGGACAUCUAGAAAAAAGGAAUCUGAAAGAGAAGAAGAAAAUGAAAGAAAAAGAGAAGGAGAAGGCAGGCCAGCAGAAGGUUCCUCAAAAUCUCUAAAGAAAGAUACAGGUCACUGAAUCCAAGGCAACCUGUGGAGGGAAGAGUUCAGAUGUCAGUGAGAGCCUCCAGGUGUGAGUAGAGCGUGUCUAACUAAGCCCUGAUGGCCACUGUUCUGUACUAAGAACAUUUCCUUUCAAAGGACAUUAUUUGCCUGCUUUCUUUUGUUUAACUUUACAGUCCCUUGUGAAGAGCUGUUUAACUUGCAUAAUGCCACUCAAUAAAUAUUUGUGGAAUUCAAGAUGGUGUGGUAAAUUGAAUAAUGGUCCCCAAAGAUGCCCUUGU
This is a messenger RNA of Lemur catta (Ring-tailed lemur), 5475 nucleotides long. It is a transcript of the gene AXDND1, whose product is annotated as axonemal dynein light chain domain containing 1. NCBI's taxonomy places the organism in Eukaryota, Metazoa, Chordata, Mammalia, Primates, Lemuridae. The transcript is spliced from 25 exons. The record is from RefSeq and is a predicted model, not a curated record. The coding region runs from base 2151 to 5210 and encodes 1019 amino acids.